Messenger RNA from Rubroshorea leprosula, 1163 nucleotides. The record is from the annotation of a GenBank genome assembly. NCBI's taxonomy places the organism in Eukaryota, Viridiplantae, Streptophyta, Magnoliopsida, Malvales, Dipterocarpaceae.
AUUUCACUUUACUUAAUUAUUUAUUGAUAAAAAGGCAUGUAGGAGCUUAAUAGGUUGAGGUCUGGAAUUUUGGGUGAGAGAGAUAAUAUGGUGACUAUGCAUGAUGUUAUGGAUGCAUAGUGGGUCUAUGAUAAUUAUAGAGAUGAGAGCUAUUUGAGGAGAGUGAUUAUGCCUCUUGAGCGCUUUUGAAUAGUUAUAAGAGGUUGGUGGUGAAGGACUCUGCUAUGAAUGCUAUUUGCUAUGGUUCUAAGUUGAUGAUUCCAAGGCUAUUGAGAUUUGAGAAAGAUAUUGAGGUUGGGGAGGAAGUGGUGUUGAUGACUACCAAAAGGGAGGCAAUUGUCUUAGAGAUUGCACAGAUGACAACUACCGUGAUGGCUACUUAUGAUCAUGGUGUUGUGGCUAAGAUUAAGAAGGUUGUAAUGGAUUGGGAUACCUAUCCUAGGAAGUGGGGAUUGGGACCAACUACAUCUAUGAAGAAGAAAUUAAUAUUUGAGGAUUGGGAUGCUGUGGUUGCUAAUCUUGCAGCUGCACCAGCAGAGACUGCUGCAGUAGAAAAGGAGAUUACUAUGGUGGAAAGGAGAAGAAAAAGAAAAGAUAAAAUCGAAGAAGUUGAGAAAGAAAAGACAGUGAAGGUGAAGAAGGUGAAAGAAGCAGGAGUCAAAGAAGUUGAAGUUCAGAAGGAGAAAAAGAAGAAGAAGAAUAAGGAGGGAAAUGAUGCAGAAACCGAAGAGAAGACUGAGAAGGAGAAGAAAAAGAAGCAAAAACAGAAGGUUGAAGUUGGGUCACCAAAAACAGAAAAGUUAGAGAAGGAAAAGAAAAGCAAAGAAAUUGAGGAGGCAUCUGAUGUUGCUAAUGGUAAAGGUGACGCUGGAGCUGAUAAAAGUGAGAAGAAAAAGAAGAAGAAAAAUAAAGAUGCAGAAGAAGAGUAAAUCUCAGAAUUUUAUUUUUCUAGAGGUAAAACCCUUUUUGCUUGUAUGUUUAUCUGAAUCUUCCUGGCAACUACAGUUAACCUUUGUAGUUUUGGCAGUUUUUCAACAUAAUUUCAGAAGAACUAGGUCUUGUGAUGGAACGCUUUUUCUUCGCCUAUAAUAUUUCCAAUCAUUUUUCCAUUAAUUUUUUCUCCUCUUCCUUGUGAAUGUUGUCUCCGCUUAACCUUUUCCUUU